AUGGAGGCGAUGCCCUGCCCCAAGCAGUGGGUGGGCUCGGCGGGCGGGCCGGCGGCGGCGGGGGGCGGCAGGCAGCUUCGCUUCGCCGAGCGCGACGGCGACAGCAGCAGCCCGGACAGCAGCAGCGGCUGCUUCUGCUCGGCCAGCAACGGCGGCCCCUGCGCGGGAGCCCCUCCGGCGGCGCCGGGAGCCCCGCUCAAGCUCCUGCCCAUGAACGACCAGAUCCGCGAGCUGCAGACCAUCAUCCGCGACAGGACAGCCAGUAGGGGUGACUUUGUCUUUUCUGCUGAUCGCCUGAUCAGGCUUGUGGUGGAAGAGGGGUUGAAUCAGCUGCCUUACACAGAAUGCACAGUGACCACUCCAACAGGGUACAAGUACGAAGGAGUCAAAUUUGAGAAGGGGAACUGUGGAGUCAGCAUAAUGAGAAGCGGCGAGGCAAUGGAGCAAGGCUUGCGGGACUGCUGCAGAUCUAUCCGAAUAGGAAAGAUCCUGAUCCAGAGCGAUGAAGAGACCCAGAGAGCCAAAGUGUACUAUGCAAAGUUCCCACCUGAUAUCUACAGGAGAAAAGUCCUCCUCAUGUACCCCAUACUGAGCACUGGCAACACUGUGAUCGAGGCUGUGAAGGUUCUUAUAGAACACGGAGUGCAGCCGAGUGUCAUAAUCCUGCUGAGUCUGUUCUCUACACCCCAUGGUGCCAAAUCAAUCAUCCAGGAGUUCCCAGAUAUCACUAUUUUAACAACAGAAGUUCAUCCUGUUGCACCAACACACUUUGGACAGAAGUAUUUUGGAACGGACUGAAGUACUUAAUCAGUUUGUCUUUUAUUACUGUAUGAUAUGACUUCCCCCCCCCCUACAUUUUGUAAUUUGAAGUGGAGGAAUCUGAGUGUAUUUAACACUUUUCUUUUCUUUUUUUUGCUGAAGGUGAAAACUGCUGUCAACUUUUUUUUAAUUUAAAAAGAGGAUCUUCACUUUUUUUUCUAUUUUAACUGAGUUUGGGGCAACAUGAGGUUGCUGCCGAUAUCUAAUGAUGCAUGUGUCUAAAUUACGGCCUUCAAAAAUCCCUUUAUCUUCCGGAGCCAGGUUAAUUGGCUGCUUGCUAACGCAAAAUAAAAUAACUGUGAAGGGCA
Messenger RNA from Heteronotia binoei (common prickly gecko), 1127 nucleotides. RefSeq names its product uracil phosphoribosyltransferase homolog (gene UPRT). NCBI's taxonomy places the organism in Eukaryota, Metazoa, Chordata, Lepidosauria, Squamata, Gekkonidae. The record is from RefSeq and is a predicted model, not a curated record. Bases 1 to 798 code for a protein of 265 amino acids. The transcript has 7 exons.